Brachypodium distachyon (stiff brome) is the source of this 1263-nucleotide messenger RNA. Its product is annotated as psbP domain-containing protein 5, chloroplastic. The transcript has 11 exons. NCBI's taxonomy places the organism in Eukaryota, Viridiplantae, Streptophyta, Magnoliopsida, Poales, Poaceae. The record is from RefSeq and is a predicted model, not a curated record. Bases 126 to 1031 code for a protein of 301 amino acids.
AAGAUCUUUGUUCUUCCCCGACAACCGGUUUGGUUGGAUAGAAUCCUUCUCCAGGCUCCAGCCUCUUCCUUGGAAGCAGGCAACGGGGAUUGAGGUCGGUCACCACUCACCGGAGACAGAGAGCCAUGGCGGUGGCUCUUAUCUCCCCUACUUCCUCUCUCCCCAGCUCCGCUUCCUCCUCCUCCUCGCUCCAACCCAGGAGCAAAGGCUCGUUUGCUACAGGAGCGUGCGCUUCAUCUUCCGGGAGGAGAGCCCGUGGCCUCGUCUCGUGUUCGUGCACGACCGCUUCAGGAAACCGCGGGCUGGAAAGGAGGCACCUUCUGCUGUCCGGCCUUGCGUCGUCUUUUGCAAUUGCCCUCCCAGUUUCAGAAUCGUAUGCUGAUACGGAGCUGGAUGACGAGGUGAAUAUGGCUAUGCUAGUAGAUGAGACCAACGCAUAUUCUUUUCUUUACCCAGUUCAACUACCGGGAAAGAAACGUCCAUUCAGAUGGAUAGAGUCCAGAAAAUCGGAGCGAUAUUCCUCUGCAGCGCCACUGUCUCCUGAUGCACGGCAACGCAUUGUAUCUGAGCGCCUUGACAUGAUAAACAAUGCUGUCAUCUCAGUCUCGAUUGGGCCACCAAGUUCACGCUUCCUACCUUCGAAAGACAAGAAAACUUGGGCCGCGAAAGAUGUCGCUGACUGUGUUUUAUCUGACAAAUCUUCAUUGAAGGUGACAACAAGCCAGAGAAUGGCCGAGAGUUCUGUGCUUGAUGCACACAUUACAGAGGUUGACGGAGAACCAUACUGGUAUUAUGAAUAUAUUGUUCGGAAAUCACCAACAAAAUCUGCACCAGAACCUAAUCUGUUUCGGCACAAUGUAGCCUGUACUGCUGAGCGAGAUGGUUAUCUGUAUACAUUGAAUGCUUCCACUCUCAGCAAGCAGUGGGAAUAUAUUGGACCUUUGCUACAAAAGACCGUGGCGUCCUUUCGCUUUCUGCCCCCAACAGAGAAUUAUGUUCCUCCGUAUCAGGAUCCUUGGAGGUUUUGGUGACACGAUGGUUAUUUUUUACAUUUUUUGGUGAUUCGACAGCUUCAUUUUUAGACCAUAUUUCUUGUAAUAGAUGUUUCACACUUUCAGUUCUACAAGCUAAGUAUAGAGGCUCAGUUUGCUUUUUCCUUCUCUUUAUGCCAAUCAACUUCGAAUUGGAUUAGAUGUCAAAUGUGUCAACUCUCAAGUGUACCGAUGGCAAUAAACAAUUCAAUUACCAUUAUUUCUGUCCAAA